UGUUUACAUUUUAACUUUACCACAGAUGUUUCGUUUGAAACUUCCGUACGAAUACAGAGCAAGCGUUCGGUCCUCAUGGCACGUCAACGGUAGAUAUGCAUGAAUUAUGGCUCCAUAAAAAGGUUAAUGGAUCUUGUCUGGUUUGACAUGUGUGCAGCUUCUUUGUUAGCCGUGAAAUUCCUGAUCGUAAAACUUCUAUGAUCACUUUGAUGAUUUGUCUGUUGCUUCUGAUAAACGCUUACGUUGACGCUUUUUAUCCUACGUGAAAUCCUCUACGAAUUUGGCAUUGAACCGGAGUGAGAGCGUAUUCACCUUAGUGAUGGAUGCCAAAUAUGGCUACGAUAGGCUGGAUGCAGAUUUUGGAUCAGGUGAUCAGCAGCAGCAUUUCGACUAUUGGGAUCUUAAUUUGAAUCAGCUUUCCGAAGGCCGAGUGAGCGAUGUUGCGGACAAAAACUACCCGGGCAUGAAAUCUGGAGAUCUUCUUGCGUUGGGAUCGUUUGGUGACGAAGAAUUCCGCGAUGCAGCGGAGGUCCUUCAAAAUCAUAGUCUGCAGGAUCUGUUGAAAGCGGACGUCGAUCUGGAGAAUUCGGGCGUUCACACGAGUUUCAGAGUUCCGCGGACAUCCUCCAUGUCAACGGAUAGUUCAGGCAGUAUAUCGGCUAACAGUUAUUUUUUCCGUCGAUCACAGCUGCGAGUGGAUGGGUUGGAAUUAUUUUCCGCAGAGAAACUCCAGUUUCAGGUUGGCGGAUUACACGAAUCGGAAGAAGAACUGCACGAAAGCGAUUCUCGCCGAUCAACGCUGACGAAGAACACUUUUCCGGUCCAUGAACCACUUAUACAGCUUCACCAAAAAAAUGCUCUCGAGGGGGAUCGUGUUUUGAAAAGUCGACCGUCAUCUGCGUCGAGCUCUUCUUCGCGACGAAGCAGUAUCAGCACUCAUGCUGCGCUGGAAGAACUCAAUCGCAUCGUGGCAGAAUUCUCCGACGAUGAGAGUGAGGACGCUUCUUUCCGCGGGAGUAGGGGUUAUAAACCACAAGUGCAAAUUAAACCGUCGAACGAAGCUGAUGUCUCCGCACAGCAGAUUCUGCGAGAUAUCGAAAAUAACGCGCGGCGAACUUUGAUUCGUGAGUUUUCCCCGGAAAAGCCGGCAGUUUUCCCCUCACAGUCUUUGUUGACGCCCGUCUCAUUGCCGCACACCAAAGAGAAUUCCGUUUUGAGGGAGACUUCUUGUGAUAGUAUGGGUGGUCGUCCGUCCCGAAAAACUCAUCUGAUUAACACUGCUGCCAUGGAACGUCGCAAAGAAGUGCUGAUCGACAAAGCCCGAAAGCAUGAUACUGCAGUGGACAUGCAAGUGAAACGGUUGCAUGACAGCGAAAUGAAAGCCAGUCACAGUCAAGCGGUGAUGCAGAAAGCUGAUGCCAUUCUUGCCCGCCUACGUCAGAAACACAUUCAAACACAAAACGUUAAUCCCGUACAAAUGCAAAAACGCGCUGAUCCAGCUCCCCGCAUGCAACGCAGUCAACCUGUUGUCCAAGCCGAACUCGAGGAUGAUAUCUUUGAUCCACGCUUUUCCUUUACGUCUCAGCAGAUGAUUCAUGAGCCCCGCUUCCAUCCGAUCCCUCUUUCCGAAAAUAAUGCUGACAAGUCAAUUCAGACGGAUAAUGUACCAUCAACGGGGACGAACAAACUGGAAGAGUCGCUGCUUGAACAGUCAAUGUAUCCAGUUGGAAAUUCCGAACCGCCGCGGGAUAUUGUUUUGGCUACGCAUCAGAUUUUCUUCCCCCCAACUGAACUAGGAGAAUCAUCUACGGCAAAACUGCAGAUCAAAAACUACACUCCCAUUACACAUCAGUUGACCUUUUCGCCGCUGACCUUGCCCUUUCAAAAGAGAUACGAAACUUUGAACGUCCAGCCGCGCCGGUAUGUGAACAUUCCUUUGCGGUUUUUGCCUCGUGCUACGGGAUACUUUCAAGCAGAAAUGUCUGUUACGGCUGGAUAUAACGGGAAAUCCUAUCGAGUACACCUAGUUGGAGAAGGCAUUCCAAAACUGAGCGGCUGAUAGGCAUGUUGUCCACUUCCGCAAAAGGGACCAGAUAUCCUUGGCGAUGCUAUUGCAUGAUAAUUAAAAUCUUUUGGUGGACUGAAAUUUGUUUAAAGUAUUGCUGUUAUUAUGCCCUGCAAUAGUUUUUUUUCGCUGCUCUGUUUUCGAAAUGGUUAAUGGGGCUUUUAGAAAUUAGUAUAAUGCAGUGUAAAAUAUGGUUUAGAAUGCUGAAUGGGUAUCAAUUUGUUUACAUUAAAUUUGUGUUUUUCUUUUUUUCAUGUUUUGAAUGUUUCGAAUUUGUUUUAGCUAGAAAUCGCUGAUUCAAUGAAAGGGAAAAAAAUCAUA
Messenger RNA from Paramacrobiotus metropolitanus, 2386 nucleotides. RefSeq lists its product as uncharacterized. Gene Ontology annotation, molecular function: protein kinase binding. The record is from RefSeq and is a predicted model, not a curated record. Lineage: Eukaryota; Metazoa; Tardigrada; Eutardigrada; Parachela; Macrobiotidae. Gene Ontology annotation, cellular component: pericentriolar material; centriole; cytoplasm. The coding region runs from base 320 to 2059 and encodes 579 amino acids. The transcript is spliced from 4 exons. Gene Ontology annotation, biological process: mitotic spindle assembly; centriole replication; protein localization to centrosome.